AUGACGACGACUUCCAGCCCUUUGCUGCCUGACGUCGGAGCUGAACCUGCUGAUGGCCUUCCCGCCGGGGAUUUGCCACUUGCGGUGAUCCCUGCUCCUAUACCGCUUGCUGCUUAUCUCGUCAUAGACAUGCCACUCGAUGUUCAUCAUUCUUCGGACGCCGACCCUGACAUGGCGUUAUCAGCUGCACCUGCUCCCGCACACGACUUUGAGUUUGAUCAUGAGGUUGACGAUGAUUUUGACCCUGUCUUUCCCCCUGCCAUUGCACCCUUUGUUGAUGAUAUACCUAUUGCUGAUCAUCCUGUUGUUGACGCUCCUGUUGACGCUCCACUCUUGAUAGAGGAUCCUGUUGUUCCACCAUUUCCUGAUCCUGUGCCGGUGUUGUUCGACCGUGCACCUUUUGCUACUCAUGUAGAUCCACGUUACGCCGACACCCGUAACGAGUGGAUUGAUGACGAUGACGAUUACCCACCUUUUGACAUACCACCACCGCGUCCUGGAGAGGGGUCAUCCAGGCAGCCGCAUGUUCCUGUUCCACCCAUAUUGUCAUCCCCUUUUCCAUUCGCGUCUCAGUUUCCCACUGCUACACCACCUACUGCACCGUCCUUCACUCCGUCGAACAUUAUGCCACCAUCCUCAGACACAGGAGUUUCGGAAACCUUAGAUCCCAUGGCGAUCGUAUCAGAUGACGAGAUUCCGUCAGAGCGAGAUGUCUACUCCUCGGACACCACCAGCACUGACGACGACGAUUUCCAGCCGUUUGUGCUACCUGACGUCGGAGUUGAGCCUGCUGAUGGCCUUCCCACCGAGGUUUUACCACUUGCGGUGAUCCCUGCUCCUAUACCGCUUGCUGCUUAUCCAGUCAUAGACAUGCCACUCGAUGUUGUUUCUGACGAUGACGCCCCUGCAGAGGAGCUUCCUGCUGAUUCACCUGUCCCAGAUUCCUUUGAGUCUGUGGCAUCUGCAUCCUUACACACUCAGGGAGUGCAGCAUCACUCUUCAUACGCCGACCCUGACAUGGCGUUAUCAGCUGCACCUGCUCCCGCACACGACUUUGAGUUUGAUCACGAGGAUAUCGAGUUCAUUCACCUGGACCAGCCCCUAGAGUUGCCUGUAGCCCCUAUCGAUCCGUUGUUUGAUGAUCCAACUAAUUUUGAUAUGGAUUUUGUUGACCCGGAGCCUGUCGUGGCCCCAGAGCCUGUAGCUGCUCCUGACCUUGCAUUAGAGCAUGACCCUGUUCAUGAUGAUGCACCAGCCAUUGCACCCUUUGUUGAUGAUGUACCCGUUGCUGACGCUCCUGUUGACGUUCCACUCUUGAUAGAGGAUCCUGUUGUUGCACCAUUUCCUGAUCCUAUGCCGGUACUGUUCGACCGUGCACCUUUUGCUACUCAUGUAGAUCCACGUUACGCCGACACCCGUAACGGGUGGAUCGACGACGAUGACGAUUACCCACCAUUUGUGUUACCUGUUACACCUCCAGUAGCCCCCGUUUCAGCACCCACUGAUAUCCCACUGAUUCCCCCACACACCACAGAUGCUCAUCGCACAGAUCCUCCUGUUACGUUCCUUCAGGACAUACCGCCACGGCGUCCUGGAGAGGGGUCAUCUAGGCAGCCGCCUGUUUCUACUCCACCCAUGAUGUCAUCACCUUUUCCAUUCACAUCACAGUUUCCCCAUCAGGAGGCAUUGAGCCGUCGUAUACAGGAGUUGGAGAGAGCUCCACAACCACCUUGCCAUUGCCAGACCCCGUUUGCAGCAUCACACCCUCCGCGUCCACUUUCCCCCGACUCAGUCGCUCGCUUUUGGACUUCCGAGCAACAGGUAGCAUAUUUGCUGCGCGUCUGUCGUGCUUUAGAGCAGGACUGGUUACACAUGCGUCACCUGUAUUACUCUCAUUUUCCUCCUCCUCCUCCGACAUCAGCAUAUGCAUUUUGA
Messenger RNA from Helianthus annuus (common sunflower), 1935 nucleotides. Its product is annotated as vegetative cell wall protein gp1-like. The transcript is spliced from 8 exons. Lineage: Eukaryota; Viridiplantae; Streptophyta; Magnoliopsida; Asterales; Asteraceae. The coding region runs from base 1 to 1935 and encodes 644 amino acids. The record is from RefSeq and is a predicted model, not a curated record.